AGGCGGGCCGCAUACCCGCCGUGUCCAGUUUACGUAGUGCGAUGCAUAUGACGGAGCACAGAUGCGACUUGCACAUUGGGGGAAAAGGAAGUGCAGUCAGUAGUGAGAGUACGUAGCCCCUCAUUAUGCGGGGUUGGGGAGUAUAGAAAGAUACUGCUUACACACAACUUAAGUAGCCUAUGCUGACCAGGAAUUCAUCGCAUUUUGUCUAUCACCUUUAAUCUUUUCUGCAUAUCAUCUGCUCAUCAUGACCACGAGAAGCGACUGCAACGUCCACGGCCUCGAGUUCCGUGAAGCAAAACCCUCGCAGGGAGAUCCUGCUCGUCCUGUUGCUGAUCUCUUUCGUCUUGAUAAUCGCACUAUCAUCAUCACCGGCGCUACCGGCUUCCUAGGCACCACGCUCGCCAUUGCGAUCCUCGAAAGCGGCGGUGAUGUCGUCUGUCUUGAUCUCGCACCCGUCCCGAAUUCUCCGGAUUGGCAUAAAGUCGAAGCCGCCGCGCAAAGUCACGCCCGCCAACUAACCUACUACCCCCUCGACGUAACGGACGAAUCCAAUGUAGAGAAAACUUUCACCCAGUUCAUCCCUACCCUACGAUACCCGCUCAAGGGUCUUGUCGCCUGCGCAGGCCUAUCUCGCAAUGGUCCCGCGACCGAAUUCCCCGUCUCAUCAUUCCGCCGGAUGCUAGAUACCAAUGUGACGGGAACGUUUCUCAUCGCGCAGGCGGCGGCCCGGGAAAUGCUCAGGACGAAUACUACGGGCAGCAUGGUAUUUGUGGCUAGUAUGAGUGGUUAUGUGUCGAAUAAGGGCGUGGAUACAGCCGGAUACAACGCCUCCAAGGCGGCCGUUCAUCAACUCACGCGGUCUCUAGCUGCCGAGUGGGGAUCGAGGGUUGGAAUGCCUUUGAUUAGGGUCAAUUCGCUCUCACCUGGGUAUAUUCGGACUGCGGCGACGGCUGAAGCGCUUCAGAAGCCAGGGAUGGAGAGCCAGUGGGUGGGUGAUAACAUGCUGUUUCGGUUAAGUACGGCGGAUGAGUUCCGGGCACCGGUGCUUUUCAUGCUUGGGGAUGGGAGUAGUUUUAUGACUGGGGCGGAUUUGCGCGUUGAUGGGGGGCAUUGUGCGUGGUAGGGAGGGAGUGUCUUAUCUGUGUUUGUUUGUGGGGGAUAUCUAGACGGGCUCCAAGUUAAAUGUAAUAUGAAGCGAGAGCUCUGUUUGUUCUUGUUGUCUGUUAUUUGGAGUAAUAAAUGAAAGUGUAAGAUGG
Messenger RNA from Aspergillus piperis CBS 112811, 1259 nucleotides. Its product is annotated as short-chain dehydrogenase. Bases 248 to 1126 code for a protein of 292 amino acids. The record is from RefSeq and is a predicted model, not a curated record. NCBI's taxonomy places the organism in Eukaryota, Fungi, Ascomycota, Eurotiomycetes, Eurotiales, Aspergillaceae. Gene Ontology annotation, molecular function: oxidoreductase activity, acting on NAD(P)H, oxygen as acceptor. The transcript has 4 exons. Gene Ontology annotation, cellular component: intracellular anatomical structure.